Pelmatolapia mariae (spotted tilapia) is the source of this 1649-nucleotide messenger RNA. Its product is annotated as beta-enolase-like. NCBI's taxonomy places the organism in Eukaryota, Metazoa, Chordata, Actinopteri, Cichliformes, Cichlidae. Gene Ontology annotation, molecular function: phosphopyruvate hydratase activity; magnesium ion binding. Gene Ontology annotation, biological process: glycolytic process. The record is from RefSeq and is a predicted model, not a curated record. The transcript is spliced from 13 exons. The coding region runs from base 159 to 1463 and encodes 434 amino acids. Gene Ontology annotation, cellular component: phosphopyruvate hydratase complex.
AUGGCAUUAAACAGGAUUUCUGCAGCAGGUCUCUCACUCAAUCUGACCUCCUCUUCACAGGGAUUGGGGUUUUUUAUUUAUUUUUACUCGCAUGUCAAAAUUCACAUUUAAAGAGUUUCUUAAUAUUUGAACCUGGUUCUCUCCCCCCUUCAGUCAGGAUGUCUAUCACCAAGAUCCACGCUCGUGAGAUUCUGGACUCCAGGGGAAACCCCACAGUGGAGGUGGACCUGUGGACAGCCAAAGGUCUGUUCAGGGCUGCUGUUCCCAGCGGCGCCUCAACUGGAGUCCAUGAGGCUCUGGAGCUUCGUGACGGAGACAAGAGCCGCUACCUGGGCAAAGGUACCGUUAAGGCUGUGGAUCAUGUCAACAAGGAGAUUGCCCCCAAGCUGAUUGAGAAGAAAUUCAGCGUUGUCGAGCAGGAGAAGAUCGACAAGUUCAUGCUGGAGUUGGAUGGCACUGAAAACAAAUCCAAGUUUGGUGCCAAUGCCAUCCUGGGUGUGUCGCUGGCUGUCUGUAAAGCUGGAGCAGCAGAGAAAGGAGUUCCCCUCUACCGCCACAUUGCUGACCUUGCUGGACACAAAGAUGUCAUCCUUCCUGUGCCUGCCUUUAAUGUGAUUAAUGGUGGUAGCCAUGCUGGAAACAAACUGGCCAUGCAGGAGUUCAUGAUCCUGCCAGUUGGAGCCUCCAACUUCCACGAGGCCAUGAGGAUUGGAGCUGAGGUCUACCACAACCUGAAGAAUGUCAUCAAAGCUAAAUAUGGAAAAGAUGCCACCAACGUGGGAGAUGAGGGAGGCUUCGCUCCAAACAUCCUGGAGAAUAAUGAGGCUCUGGAGCUGUUGAAGACUGCCAUCGAGAAGGCCGGUUACCCUGACAAAAUCAUCAUUGGCAUGGAUGUGGCCGCCUCAGAGUUCUUCCGCAAUGGAAAGUACGACCUGGACUUCAAAUCCCCCGAUGACCCCUCUAGACACAUUUCUGGUGAAAAGCUGGGUGACCUCUACCGCAGCUUUAUCAAGAACUACCCUGUCCAGUCCAUUGAGGACCCAUUUGACCAGGAUGACUGGGAGCACUGGGCUAAAUUCACUUCUUCUGUAGACAUCCAGAUCGUAGGUGAUGACCUGACUGUCACCAACCCAAAGAGGAUCCAGCAGGCAGUGGACAAGAAGGCCUGCAACUGUCUGCUGCUUAAAGUCAACCAGAUUGGCUCUGUCACAGAGUCCAUCCAGGCGUGUAAGCUGGCUCAGAGCAGCGGCUGGGGUGUGAUGGUUAGCCAUCGCUCUGGAGAGACUGAAGACACCUUCAUUGCUGACCUGGUGGUUGGACUUUGCACUGGACAGAUUAAGACCGGUGCCCCCUGCAGGUCAGAGCGUCUGGCCAAAUACAACCAGCUGAUGAGGAUUGAGGAGGAGCUUGGAGACAAGGCCAAGUUCGCUGGUAAAGCCUUCCGCCACCCAAAGAUCAACUAAAGCACCAUCCUGCCUUCCUGUCGCUGUGGCAACUGACUGACACCUGAUGACCCCAGAAGGCUCUUACCCCUUCCACUGGGGGUGAGGGGUUAGAGGUCAUAGUGGGCUUGACUGCCUUUCUAGAUGUGAUUCCAUUAAUGAUGUUUUCUAUACAAAAGACAAACAUUAAAGAGUGAAAAGGAAAAA